AUGGCGUCGUUUCUAAAUGGAAGUAGAAGGAUAUCACUUGUAGUUGAAAACUGUAUAGAAAUUACUAGACGUGGCAUUGCAAGAAUACCUCAUUGGGAAUACCAUAUCAGGUUUGAUCCAAAAGAAGGACGCAAAAGACCUUGUCAAGAUGUGCUAGAUCGUUUCAAACGUCUUAAUAAUGGCAUGUGGAUACGUGCUCAAAUGGGAAGGAAUGUGAAACGCUACAAAAAAGACGAAACAUUCUUGAAGAUGAGUUACUAUUAUGAAACUUGUACAAAAGAAGAGUGUUGGAUGUUAGAUCGAAUGAUGACACCAUUUUGGUUACGUCCAAAAUACUAUGUUGAUGAUCCAUAUGAGAAGUGA
Molecule: messenger RNA, 363 nt
Organism: Thelazia callipaeda (thelaziosis nematode)
Lineage: Eukaryota; Metazoa; Nematoda; Chromadorea; Rhabditida; Thelaziidae
Source: the annotation of a GenBank genome assembly